This is a messenger RNA of Malania oleifera, 522 nucleotides long. RefSeq lists its product as uncharacterized. Lineage: Eukaryota; Viridiplantae; Streptophyta; Magnoliopsida; Santalales; Ximeniaceae. Gene Ontology annotation, molecular function: RNA binding. The coding region runs from base 1 to 522 and encodes 173 amino acids. The transcript has 7 exons. The record is from RefSeq and is a predicted model, not a curated record.
AUGGAUCAGUAUCAGAGAGUUGAGAAGCCGAGGCCCGAGACACCAAUUAAUGAGAAUGAGAUACGCAUUACUACUCAGGGGCGCAUGAGGAACUACAUUACUUACGCCACCACGCUGCUGCAGGAGAAAGGAUCUAAUGAAAUUGUUCUAAAAGCUAUGGGCAGAGCAAUCAACAAGACUGUGAUGAUUGCUGAACUGAUUAAGAGAAGGAUUGCUGGUCUCCAUCAGAACACUUCAAUUGGUUCGACUGAUAUAACUGAUAUGUGGGAGCCACUUGAAGAAGGCCUUCUUCUCUUGGAAACUACUCGCCAUCUUUCUUUGAUAAUGAUUACUUUGUCCAAGAAGGAGCUGGAUACGUCGUCCACAGGGUAUCAACCACCAAUUCUGGCUGAUCAAGUUAAACCAUUGACUGAAUAUGACUAUGAAGGAGAGGGCUCUCCGGGCAGACGAGGUAGAGAAUGUGGUAGUCGAGGAAGAGGUAGAGUCAGAGUGGAUUUAGUGAAAAAACGAAGAGUCUCAUGA